Messenger RNA from Amblyraja radiata (thorny skate), 820 nucleotides. It is a transcript of the gene mlana, whose product is annotated as melan-A. Bases 320 to 676 code for a protein of 118 amino acids. Gene Ontology annotation, cellular component: melanosome. NCBI's taxonomy places the organism in Eukaryota, Metazoa, Chordata, Chondrichthyes, Rajiformes, Rajidae. The record is from RefSeq and is a predicted model, not a curated record. The transcript has 5 exons.
UGGAAGAAGUAAUAUGCUAGAAAGUGCCACAGGGAGGUGCUGUUUGGUUUUAGAACUGAAUUUCUGUCUUGUGGCCAUGAAGUAGGCAGAUUAGCUUGAAAAUGCAGACAGUUUUUCAUGCUGGUUUGCUGCUUAUUCAUGUCAAUAAGAGCUAAAAAAAAAUCUUGCUGGUCAGGCCUUGAUCUCAUGAUAGUCAUGAGAAUUCCAUACAGAGGUUUAGGGGUGGAAAACAAGAAGCAGCAUUGCAAAUACCAUCACUAAAUCCUGGAAUAUAGACCUUAACGGACGUGAACACAAGCUUCUAACAAGGACUGCAGAAAUGCCAAAAACUGAUUACACUCUGCAAGGAGGUUUUGGUUUGAGGGGAGAUGGACUUUACCUAAAAUUAGAAGAGGCCGUUGGCAUUGCUAUUCUGGUAAUAAUCAUUUUAAUCCUACUGAUAAUCGGUUGCUGGUACUACAAGAAACGUAAUGGAUACUUGAUACUCCAGAGUCGACAAGCACCUAAUAGUGCAGUUAGUUCCUUCAUGCCAUCACUCCAUCACAGUGAAGAAGGAACACCUUUGGAGACCAAAGAUACGAUGAAAGAUUACACUCAUUCAAAUCUGAUUGCAAAUGCUCCUCCUGCGUAUGAGAAAACUGCUUCAGAGCAAAUGCCACCGGCAUAUUACCCUUGAAAUGACAGUGCACAAUAGUUCAUCACUGCUGACGAAUCAUCUAUUUCCAUUCAUAGAAAUGUAACCUUUGUAUGGUGUGCAUUAAUAACUUGCACAUUAAUGUCCUGUUUGCAUGUGCUGCAAUAAACAAAGUUAAUCUGUCUA